Sparassis crispa is the source of this 1575-nucleotide messenger RNA. RefSeq lists its product with no specific name. Lineage: Eukaryota; Fungi; Basidiomycota; Agaricomycetes; Polyporales; Sparassidaceae. The transcript has 3 exons. The coding region runs from base 1 to 1575 and encodes 524 amino acids. The record is from RefSeq and is a predicted model, not a curated record. Gene Ontology annotation, cellular component: catalytic step 2 spliceosome.
AUGUCUGCUUCUAAUGUGUCUGAGAGCUCUCAACCUUCUCGCUCGUUGAACCGUCAGGUAGUCCUGGACGAAGACGAGUACACUGAAGCUCUCUCGCACAUUAUCGCACGGGAUUUCUUCCCGUCACUUGUACAUCUGGACGCAACCAACGAUUAUCUGGAAGCAUUGCGUUCCAAGGAUCCGCAGCUCAUACAAGCAUCCUUCCGACGCUUGGAAGAUUUGUCCACACCCGUAUCUCGUCAUGACCGACCAUGGCAGACACCCUCGCAGACACCUUACGCCGCUGGUCCUUCGGAAACGCCGUUGCGCACGCCGCGGGGAGAGCCACCCGUAAAAAGGACGCGUUACGAUACCAGCACUAGCCUUGACAAUUUCCAGGCUAAAUACACCUCGGAGGACAAUUCGAGUUUCACGCAGAUCCUCGAAGACGAGAACAGGAAACGGAGAGAGAAAUGGGCGUGGGCGUGGGAAGCACAGAAGAGAGUUGAAGAGCAGAGGGGGAAGAUGUUGGAGGGAAGGGAGAGGUUACUUAUCGAGGCACCGGCGGGGCCAGGUGUGAGGGAGAAGUUCCGGAUAGAGGCACCCACUCCUGCAGGGCUGAUCACAGACGGGUCGGCUUCAAUUGAAGGUAAGGUGCAGCACGCAGAGCCGGCUGAGGGUAAAGAAGAGAGGAGCGAAGAGAAGGGUAAAGAGGUAGCUGUGAAAGCUCAGCGCGAGAUUGGAAAGGUGGAGGACUUGGUAGUAGACGUGAUGGCACCUAAGAAAGAUACUCGUGCUGCCGGCGUGGAAGGCUGGAACUUCAAGACGCGGAAUGCUCUCAUGUUUUCGCCCGACGCGGACGAGUCACCUUACCACCCUUCAGCUGCAACGUUAGCGGCAGACGCGAAAAACGAACCGAAGAUCGUCAAGCACUCUAAUACUCGACUACCGGAGCAAGACGAAACUCCUUCAGGGACGCUUUCUACACCUCCUAGCCCAACACGGAGCCGUAUUGACGCUGCCAUUGCUGGAACACCGUACCAACCAAGGUCAUCAAUGGACACCUUUUCGCUUGUUCCUUCAAUACCUUCACCUACACCAUCCGAAUUAGGUCCUGCUGCGGUGAAACAACUGAUGACAUGGGGCACGCUAAUUGCUACACCCCGUGUCCUCUCUGAUUCUGAUGACCCGGCGGAGAUGCCUCCUCCAAGUACACCCUUCCACAUUGCAGGCCCGUCCACUCGCGAGCGGAUCUCUCACAAAUUGUCCUCGGACGCCGCAAAGAGUCUACGUGCCAAAGCUGGUCUUCUCGGUCUCCCUGGCAUAUCACGUACGCUUAGGAGCGGAGUCAAGAGAGACGGCUCAAUGCCACCGCCAUCGUGGACACCGCGGCGGGCGGAUGCACCAGGUGGACUCACUCCUGCUGCUAAGAGGUUGCUAGAUCGAACAACGAUGGGCACCGCCGCGGCGAGAAGGGCAGAAGCGAUGGGGAGGAUCGCUGGGUGGGAGGGAAGUGCGGCUGCUAAGGCGAGAGUGAAGGAUCUCAACAGAGUCCGAUGGACACCCACCCCGAGUCCCGUUACGAGGAGGGGAUAA